Chroicocephalus ridibundus (black-headed gull) is the source of this 987-nucleotide messenger RNA. RefSeq names its product olfactory receptor 6M1-like. Lineage: Eukaryota; Metazoa; Chordata; Aves; Charadriiformes; Laridae. The transcript has a single exon. Bases 1 to 987 code for a protein of 328 amino acids. Gene Ontology annotation, molecular function: olfactory receptor activity; G protein-coupled receptor activity. Gene Ontology annotation, biological process: G protein-coupled receptor signaling pathway. The record is from RefSeq and is a predicted model, not a curated record. Gene Ontology annotation, cellular component: membrane.
AUGCCUGCCAAGCUGCUGUUUAACCAGAGCUCUGUGGUGACUGAAUUCAUACUUCUGGGUUUUCCUGUGGUCUGGGAACUGGAUGUCCUCUUCUUCAUUGUGUUUCUCAUAAUCUAUGUACUGACAGUCUCUGGGAAUGUGACCAUCAUCUCAAUCACACUGACUGACUGUCGACUCCACAGCCCCAUGUAUUUCUUCCUUUGCAAUCUCUCUUUCCUGGAUAUCAUGAUGGCAACAGCCAUUGUUCCAAAAAUGAUGAAAGAUUUUAUCUCUUUGGAAAAGACUGUCUCUGUGGCUGGAUGCAUCUCACAAUGCUACUUCUACUUCUUUUUUGGCACUACCGAAGUCAUUCUCUUGGCUGUCAUGUCACUUGAUCGCUAUGUGGCCAUCUGCAUCCCACUCAGAUACUCCACCAUCAUGAGCAUCCAGACGUCCUUCCAACUAGGACUGGCUUCUUGGGCUGGGGGCUUCUUCUCUGUCCUCUCUCCCAUGAUCAUUAUCUCCUGGCUCCCCUUCUGUGGGCCAAAUGUUAUUGAUCACUUUUUUUGUGACUUUGAGCCUUUGAUCAACAUCUCUUGUGCAGAUACCCAUCUCCUCGAGCUGGUGAAGUUUGUAUUGUCCACUGUGGUGCUCCUAUGCUCUCUGCUAUUUACCAUCCUCUCAUAUCUGUACAUCAUCAUCACUAUUCUCCAUAUCCCCUCAUCUUCAGGCUGGAAAAAGGCGUUCUCCACCUCUGCUUCCCAUAUCACUGUGGCUUCCAUAUUCUAUGGCAGUGCCAUCUUCAUGUAUAUAGUGCCAAACAAAGAGCUUUCCUUCAGCCUCAAGAAGGCAGUCACCCUGCAGACAGCUGUUUUCACUCACUUGCUUAAUCCUUUCAUCUACACUUUGAGGAACCAGCAGGUCAGGGAUGCUCUGAGGGACACUACCUCCCACAUCCUAAGGGGUUCAAAUGCUUUCAGAGUGAACUGUAAAUUGAGUAGACAAUAA